AUGGACUACAAAGAGAACAUCCUGGGCAACCGCUUGCUCAACUACAUCAAGCCAGAGCCACAAGAGCCCCGACUGGCACCGCCGCCUUUGAGCAGCCAAGCACACAUGGGCUUGCGCCGGGACGUAAAGCCUGUAAUUAAGCCCGAGCCCGUCAACGAUGCCGCGCGUGUCUUGAUCGAUCGCGGUCUUCCGGUACCAGCAUACAUUCAGAGUACACCGGGCGCUGUGUCAGCCCCCACGCAAGCACAAGCAUUGAAUAUCGGCCCGUCGUUCGCCGGGCGGCAGUUCCCACAACAGGGUGCAUUCGCGCCAGAGCCGACCCCUGAGUUGCAACAGAUAUUCUACAGGAAGCACCAAAUAGCGGAGGAGAUUCAGUAUGCGCCGGAAGAUGCUCUCAAGGAGGGCCUCGGAAUGGUAAACGCGCUCAAGACGAGCAGCAAGAAGCUCGAGCUUGGCAGCAAGCUGAGAAAGGAUGUGUGGAUGCGGGAGAUUGACAACUUGAUGAAACAGGGCGUGCCGACAACUAUGAUUGCCGUGUGCGGAGCGACUGGUGCGGGCAAAUCAUCGAUUUUGAAUGCAAUCCUCGAUGAUAAUAUCGUGCCUACAAGCGGCAUGCAAGCCUGCACAGCUGUCGUGACCGAGAUUGGGUACCAUAACAAGAAGACAAUUGAAGGAGACGUCUCUUUCCUCUCCGAGGCCGAAUGGCGCGCAGAGCUCGCCGUGUUGCUCGAUGACCUUGUUGACGAGGACGGUAACCUCAAACGUAGCACUGACUUGCGUUCCGACGCGGGUGUUGCAUGGCAGAAGGUGCAUGCCGUGUACCCGUCGAUCUCGCAAGAACAGCUGGUGAAGAUGACUGUCGACCAGAUAAUUGUGCGCGACCGGAAAAUCGCAAAACUGCUUGGGGAGACCAAGCACAUUGUCGCUAACGAUUCGAAGACAUUUGGAGAGGGGAUUGCCGAGUAUAUCGACAGUAAGGAUCAAAAGUGCGACAGCAAGAAGAAAGACAAGAAAGCGGACAAAGCGUCAAAAGAGGCGAAAGAAAAGGAGAAGGGCAAGAGCCUCAUCGAGAAGAUGCGCGAGCAGAACCGCGCCAAGAACGCCCCGCUCGGCAUCGGCUCCUCUGCCGGUGCAAGUAACGGCAAGGACAAGAAGAAAGACGAUGAUUCCGACGGUUCUGCGUUUUGGCCGCUCAUUCGACAGGUGCAGGUCAAGUGCAAUGCGCGCGCGCUCUCGACCGGUGCUAUACUCGUUGACCUGCCCGGUGUGGCAGAUGCCAAUGCUGCGAGGAACAACAUCGCUAAAGACUACAUGAAGAAAUGCGAUUGUAUCUGGAUCCUUGCGCCCAUCACGAGAGCAGUCGAUGACAAGACCGCGAGGGAUCUCAUGGGAGAUGCCUUCAAGAUGCAGCUGAUGAACGGAAACUAUGACGACAAUGCCAUUACUUUCAUUGCGACGAAGUGUGAUGAUAUCUCGUGCUCGGAAGUCAUUCGCGCACUCAAACUCGAAGACGAUCCCGAACUCGAGGCUAUCGGGGCUGAGAUUGACCGCUGUCAGACCGAGAUGGAGGAGUGGAAGGAGAAGAAGGAGGAGGCUGAGGCCGCUGCAAAAGAGACGGACCAGACCUUGAAGCAGCUCCGCUCGAUGCUCGCAGAGUCUAAAGAGCAUCUCAAGGCUCUACAGGACGGAGAGUCUUUCACGCCCAAACUCACCGGCAGUGGCAAGUCGAAGAAGUCUCGUAAGUCUUCCCACGACGAAGAUGAGGACGCAGAGAUGAGUGACGCAUCCGACGAUUCUUCCACGGGGAAGCGCGGCAGGAAGCGCAAAUCUACUGGAGGGCGGCAGCGUGCGGCGAAGCGGCGCAAGAGCGACACGUUCGACGACGAUGACGAUUUUAUUGUAGACGAUGACGAGGAUCUGGCAUUCUCUGACACAGACAGGAGCGAGGACGGAGGAGACGGCCCGGCCGACUCAGCGUGGGACGACGCAUCGAACACUUCCGACGAUGAGAACAACAAUGAGGACGAUGAUCAACAGGAGGAGGAAGAGGCGACGGAGGAGAGCGUUGAGGCCAAGAUCACUGAGUAUAACGAUGCGAUCAAGCAGGGACGUACGGAAUUGAGUGAGUUCCGUCGGCAGCGUAAGGAGGCCAUGGAUGCGACUGCCGGCCUCAAGAAGACGGAGCGCAGGGCGCAGCGCGAGAAAAACGCGUUCUGUUCGAGGAAGAGGAGCGAAUUCUCGCGGGAUGUACUUAAGCAGGACUUCAGGACAGGACUGAAGGAUCUGGAUGAUGCGGCUGCUGAGCAGCGUGAUCCGGACAGCUUUGACCCGACCGUCAACCUCCGCGACUACGACGCUAUCGAUCUGCCGGUUUUCACCUGCUCUGCGCGGGACUAUGUACGGAUCAAGGGACAAGUGAAAGGCGACGGUGACCCGACCUGUUUCACGAAGCCCGGGGACACAGGAGUCCCUGCGCUGCAGGAGUGGUGCCACCACCUGACGGUCUCCUCGCGGGAGCGCGCUGCACGCACCUUUCUGUCGCACCUGAAGACCUUCGCGACACAAGUGAAAAGCUAUGUUCAGGGCAUCGGCGACGUUACGAUUGCGGACCGCGAAGCUCUCCGCGAGAAGUGGGAAAGUAGCACCGGCGAUGAGGAUGACGACACGGGGUUGAGCUUGUAUGGUGGCAACAUGUGGGAUGAGUUUCUCGACGUUGACGACGGCGACGAUCCGUUUCACAUCAACAACCUUGCGCGGCUGGCAAAUUCUGGGCUGGGCGGGGCAUACGCGAUGAAGAACCCACCGAAGGUCGAUCGGUUCGGAAACCUUGUCGGCAUUACACCAAGGUUGAGCAAGGACUUUGCUCAGGUCGUCGACAACUGUGUCAAGGAGUUGCAAGAGCGGUUCCGUGAAGGCUUGGAGGAGAAAUGUCAUCUGGGAGCGAUCAAUGCUGCGACUGCCGCCGUGGACACUUCGGAUACCUUUGCGGCGUCGAUGCAUUGGGCGACCUACCGAGCUACCCUCCGCCGACACGGCUCGUGGCGCAGCGAUCUCAACGUCGAGCUCAGCAACCCGUUCACACGCCAAAUUGCGAGCACGUGGAGCAAGGUAUUCGAGGCGGACUUAUUUGCCAGCUUCGAGCACGCGACGAACGAAGCGAUCGCCAAGGUGCUGAAGGAAGUCGAGGAGUCGGCUGCCCUCGGACUCAAAGAACGGGCUCGUGGUCAGGCUGAGCUCGCGUUUGAUGAGGCAAAGGUUGCCCUCCGCAAGACUAUCGACGUCGUGCGCGACGCGAUUAACACCCAACAGAAGGAGACUAGCCGAUGCCUUGCGCCCCAUGUGCAAGAUCAGCUGACAGAAGGGUACGGCGAGGCGAUGCUGGAGCGUGGUCCCGGUAGUGUUGCCCGCCAGAAGAACCUUUUCCAUGGUCAUGUCGCGGAGAUCAAAGAUCAGAUGUUUGACGGCGCAGCGGAUAUUAUCCUCACACGUCUUGCCAAGUCUGCUGAAGCUGUGGGAAAGGUCCUGUGCGAAGCCCUUCAGGAGCUCGCGGAGAAGAUUGAAGUUGGUGUUGCCGUCCUCUGGGAGGGCCCUCGCGACGAUUCUGCCCAGGUUAAGGCACGCACCGAAGUCAUCAGCUCUGUCGCCGACAUCCUUCGCGAACUCGAGCUUUGGCAACGGGCCGCGCAGCUACGGGCCUCAAAGGUCGAGGAUGAGACGUUUGCCUAGGCUGCCUGUGCGCCUAACUCGUAUCUCCUCACGUUACGAGCGCAAGCUCGACACUGUCCCCGCUUGUCAAUCAUAUCUUAUAUCUUCAUAUGAUAUCCUUGUUAAUUCGUUUUCUUCCCGCUUUCUUCCUUUGAUCUUCUUGCUUCUUGUCCCCAUUAUUGUGCUCAAAUAAGUCCAGAUAUGCUACCAGAGGCUAAGUAUUGCUCUAGAUGUAGUAGUGUCUAGAAGUAUUACAUUAUGAUAACAUCGAUUACUUGUACAUACUGUAUUACUGAAAUUGAUGGUCCAGAAGUUCACUCUAACAUCACGUUUGGCUGUGUUCUGCGAAUCGAGACCGUGCACGGAGGCCGGCACCGAUCCUGCCGAAAAUGAAACUAGAUACGG
Molecule: messenger RNA, 4110 nt
Organism: Phanerochaete carnosa HHB-10118-sp
Lineage: Eukaryota; Fungi; Basidiomycota; Agaricomycetes; Polyporales; Phanerochaetaceae
Exons: 19
Coding region: 1-3726 (1241 amino acids)
Source: RefSeq, a predicted model, not a curated record